AUGCCUUCUUACCAUUUCAAUACGCUAAAGGACAUACCGGAUCUGUCCGGAAAGGUCGUUCUCAUCACUGGAGGCAUGUCUUCACACCCUUGCCUCGUCGAGUCAAUGAAACUCCUGAAUCCACAGGUGCAAAUUCGUUUCAUUCCUUGCGAUCUUGCAGAUCUGAGUUCUGUUCGUCAAGCAAGCAACAGAAUUGCUGCCAAAGCAUCACGAAUUGACCUGUUCUUUUGCAACGCCGGUGUUAUGGCAUCACCAGCUGGAUUGAGUAAGGACGGCUAUGAGCAGCAAUUUGCGACCAACCAUCUCGGUCAUGCUCUGUUAAUCGACCUCUUAAUGCCAAUUCUGGAAGACACGGCGGCGUUGCCCGGCUCCGAUGUUCGAAUCAUCAUCACAACGUCUCAAGCCGCUGCGACAUCAUUAAUACCGAAGCGCGGAAUUAAUUUCAGUGCUCUCAAGACAGAACAGAGGAUGUUUGCAGGCCGAUGGCGUCGCUAUGCGCAAUCGAAACUGGCGAACAUGUUGUAUGCCAAAGCUUUGAACCGACAGUACCCUUGCGUGACGACCGUUUCUGUGCACCCGGGCAUUGGCUACACAGGUUUGCAGGACAACUUUUCUGUACUCGACCGGUUCAUCAUGUGGUUUACCACAAUAGGCAAGCGAAGUCCAGUGGACCAGCUUGCCUGGAACGGUCUUUGGGCUGCCACGGCUCUACGAGGGACAUCGAAAGGACAAAUACAAGGGGGAGAGUACUACGAGCCCGUGGGCAUCAGACCAAGACCGACCAGCCAUCAGAGCAACACGGCGUUAGAAGGCGAGUUAUGGGACUGGACACAAGAACAGUUGGAAGCUUGGGAGUUGAAAGCCGGGCUGAAGGUACGAGGCUCGAUCUCUUCCUCACAGCACUCAUAA
Molecule: messenger RNA, 909 nt
Organism: Aureobasidium vineae
Lineage: Eukaryota; Fungi; Ascomycota; Dothideomycetes; Dothideales; Saccotheciaceae
Source: the annotation of a GenBank genome assembly